GACUAUCUUCUGUCGUCUGCAAUCACGUGUCCAUGUAACUGUCCAAACUGAACACAAAAUAUUCAAAGAAAAUGGAGGAAGUGCCACCAAGUGUUCUCGCUAAUGAUAAAGUUAGCGAGCAAGUUGUGGUUUCACGAGCCAAUCCUGAGCGAAAGGUUUACAAUGCCGCGGCUGGGAAGAUUAGAGUCAUAAACCAAAUUCCUGAUGAUAUACUGAACGACAAAAAGCUAGCGCUUGCCAUAGAGCUUCUUCCGAGCAACUAUUCCUUCGAAAUUCAUAAGACGGUGUGGAAAAUCCGUCAAGCUGGAGCAAAAAGAAUUGCUUUGCAAAUGCCAGAAGGAUUACUUAUGUUUGCACUGACAAUUUCAGACAUUAUAGAGGAGUUUUGUCAAGCUGAGACUGUGAUUAUGGGAGAUGUUACUUAUGGGGCUUGUUGUGUUGAUGACCGAACUGCCAUAGCGCUAGGAGCUGACUUCAUGAUUCACUAUGGACAUUCAUGUCUAAUUCCAGUUGGUCAAACCAGUGGAAUCAAAAUGCUCUAUAUUUUUGUGGAUAUAAAAUUUGAUUCACAACAUUUUAUAGAAACAAUCAAGUUUAAUUUUGACAAAGAAACCCGAAUGUCAUUUGUUAGUACUAUUCAGUUUGUGGCCUCACUACAAAAUCUGGUGAUGCAUUUGAAGGGGGAAGGAUAUGUGGCUAGUACUCCUAAAUCUUCACCAUUAUCACCUGGAGAAAUCCUGGGCUGUACCUCUCCUUCAAUAGACACAGAUGUUAUCAUUUAUCUUGGAGAUGGUAGAUUUCAUCUGGAGUCUGCAAUGAUAGCAAAUCCAAAAUGCAAAGCUUACAAGUAUGAUCCCUACAGUAAGGAAUUCACCCAGGAGUUUUAUGAUCAUAAUCAGAUGAAAGCUAACAGACAAACAGCUAUUAGUACAGCAGCCAAAGCUUCUAGAUUUGGUUUGAUAUUAGGGACACUGGGCCGGCAAGGAAGUCCCAGAGUAUUGCAGGAGAUAAAAGAGAAGAUGCUAAAAUCGAACAAGGAGUUUGUUACUGUGCUGAUGUCAGAAAUUUUCCCAGCCAAACUAGCGCUUAUGCCUAGUGUGGAUGCUUGGGUUCAAAUUGCAUGCCCACGACUGUCAAUCGACUGGGGUCUUGCUUUUGCCAAACCCCUUCUUACGCCUUACGAAAUCAAUGUGACCCUCAAAGAUGUAGAAUGGAAGGAUACUUAUCCAAUGGACUUCUACGCUUAUGAUAGUCUUGGGGCUUGGACGCCUAAUUUCAAACCAAAGUGUGAAAAGAAACAAACAUCAGACAGAAAAUUUCUUCUCGUUUCUCGCCUAUUGCAUCAUCCUAACAAUAGAGAAAUUAUAGCGACCCUAAUCCCUUUCCUUAACAAUGCCGUUUUGCUCACACUCCCUUCUAAUUUCCUUGCCAUCCACGCCUUUUUUUAUGCCCGUGCCCUUGACACCCAUUCUUCCAUGCCUACGAGAAUUCAUCUUAUGCAACUGAUUAUUCAAAUUCUUUGCAGAUGCAGCCUAUUCAUUUACAAUUCAGAUGUCUCCGGAAACGGAUAAUGGGUUAGAAACAAAUUGUUAUUCAAGCUCGUAAUUGAACAGAAGGUACAAUGGCUAAAUAAUCGAAUUUUUUUUCUGCCUUCGGUACUCGACUUCCUCUUAUUCAAGGUCGGGGUUCGAGUUGUGAUACGGUAGGUUUUUUUGUUUUGUUAUUUUUUUGCUUUUUUUUAAAAAUAGGGAUUCUGUGCCUGCCCUCCUGAUGGGAAUUCUGUCUAGACAAAAAGGAACCCCCAAUGGUACGACCUAAGAGACCUCCCCAAAUUUAAAAAAUCCAAACCAAAAAAGCUGGUAACUUUCUGCUUAAGAGUAUCACGAUGAUUUCUCCUAAUUGCUUUUUGCGGAUGAAGCAAGGUUUCUUUCCUUUUAUUCCAAUUUUUGUACGAUUGACCGCCAUACGGAGCUGUGAUCAUGUACAAAGAGGGAAUUCUUUUUAAAUUAGAUCGGCAAUCCCAAUGGAAACAACAUGGACGAUCAGCGCUGCUCGCUGGCCGUCGUCGGUAAACAGGAGAGUUGUUCUGAUCUUGAUCUCGACUGAAUCACAUAAUCAUUUGGUAUGCUUACCAUAUGCAAGCCAAUACCAAAAUAAAAUAAAAUAAAAAGAAGAUACUGUAGGUGUGCAUCCUACCCGAA
Molecule: messenger RNA, 2201 nt
Organism: Daphnia magna
Lineage: Eukaryota; Metazoa; Arthropoda; Branchiopoda; Diplostraca; Daphniidae
Gene: Dph1
Product: 2-(3-amino-3-carboxypropyl)histidine synthase subunit 1
Exons: 4
Coding region: 72-1571 (499 amino acids)
Biological process (GO): protein histidyl modification to diphthamide
Molecular function (GO): 2-(3-amino-3-carboxypropyl)histidine synthase activity
Source: RefSeq, a predicted model, not a curated record